This is a messenger RNA of Oppia nitens, 818 nucleotides long. It is a transcript of the gene Fdx1, whose product is annotated as adrenodoxin-like protein 1, mitochondrial. Gene Ontology annotation, cellular component: mitochondrion. The record is from RefSeq and is a predicted model, not a curated record. Gene Ontology annotation, biological process: P450-containing electron transport chain; positive regulation of oxidoreductase activity. Bases 127 to 630 code for a protein of 167 amino acids. NCBI's taxonomy places the organism in Eukaryota, Metazoa, Arthropoda, Arachnida, Sarcoptiformes, Oppiidae. Gene Ontology annotation, molecular function: 2 iron, 2 sulfur cluster binding. The transcript is spliced from 2 exons.
ACGUGUAUUGCAAUGACAUGUAUUGCAUAAUCACAACAAACGCUUGUUUUGGUUGUCAAAGAAGUGGCACUUUUGACAUCAAAUGCAUGACUAAACUGAUCACACAUUUAGUGGUCAAAUGAUAAUAUGUUGUUAUGUUUGUUCAGACAUAUGUUGAGUGGCAAACCUCGCAAAGUGGCCAACAGUGCCGUAUCGGCAAUGAGGCCAAUGUUUGUGCGAAAAAUAAGCGGUGAAAACACCGGCAAAAUUGAUCCGAAAGAGUCUGACGACCAACAGAUUGUGGAUGUGAUAUAUGUGUCCAAAACGGGUCAACGGACUCACGUGAAGGGAAAAGUGGGCGACAAUGCCAUGUAUUUGGCGCACAAUAACAAUGUGGAAAUUGAAGGCGCGUGCGAGGCAUCGUUGGCCUGUUGCACGUGUCACGUGUAUGUAUCACAACAAUACUAUAACCGAUUGCCGCAAUCACAAGAGGAAGAAGAAGAUAUGUUAGAUAUGGCGCCCUUUCUUAAGGCUAACUCAAGAUUAAGUUGUCAGAUAAUCCUAACCAAAGAGUUGUCGGGUAUUGAGUUGACACUACCGCCGGCCACAAGAAAUUUUUACGUCGACGGCAAAAAACCAACGCCUCAUUAAAACCCAUUAACAUAAUUGACAUCUCAUUUGGUUUGAAUUGAUUAUCACCUGAAAUCAAGUGUAGUGUGAAAUGUGUUGAAAUACUUUAUUAGCGAUCAAAUGAUAUUUUAAUAUUAAUUAUAAAUAUGAAUUUAAAUUGAUUGUAAUAAUCAGUGCCCACACUGUAGGAUACCUAUCGGUGCUUAUCA